AUGAGAAAUUCAACAUGUCUUCUUCAGCCAUCGCUAGCUACUACUGUAGCUCUACCAGUCAUCUACUCUUGCCUAUUUCCUGCUGGAAGUUUUGGAAAUGUUCUUGCUGCCUGGAUAUUUUCAAGGCAAGCACUCACAAAAAGAACACAGUACAUUUACCUGGCAAACCUUGUUACUGCAAAUUUACUUAUAUGUAGCACAAUGCCUUUUCUGGCUGCCUAUUUUGCAAGAGGGUACCAAUGGACUUAUGACUCUGCAGCAUGCGGAAUAGCAAAUCAUCUUGGGACUCUUAUUAUGCAUGUCAGUAUGUAUGUUACGAUUAUAAUUUUAUGUUCAAUUGCUGUAAGUCAGUAUGCAACACUGAAGAAAAAUAGUGAUGCACAAUACUCUCAAGCAGUUAAUGAAAACUUUUACAGACAUGUACUUGCAAAGUUUCACCAGCCAAAAUUUGCUAAAUAUUUGUGCAUCAUUAUAUGGCUUACUGUGCUCUGCAUAACAAUAAUAGCUAUAAUACAUAAUGUCCAGGCAAGGGCUAAGGAAGAAUUUCACAGAUGCUAUAACAUCAGGGUAGAAGCGGGUGAAUUCGCUUCAAUGAUUGCAGCUUUUCUUGGCACUUCAUGUUUUUUUGUAUCUUUUAUGACAGUGGUGUUGUCAUACUAUUCCCUUACCAGACAUCUGAAUAAAAUACAGAAAAAUACAUGUAUUGGAGAAAAACAUCUAAUUUACAGUACAGUGAAAAGAAACAUUUUUGUCAUCCAGAUGAUACUAACUGUCUGCUUUCUUCCAUAUCAUAUUUUUAGGCCAAUUUUUUAUGUACUGCUUACAAAUAAUGACUGCCCAAGGUUAAACUAUUUAGUGGAAAUUAAGAAUUUCCUUACUUGUCUUGCUGCUGCUAAGAGUAGUUUAGAUCCGGUUAUAACCCUUCUGUUAGAUAAAACAUUUAAGAAAAGUCUCUAUGGCCUGUUUACAAAAGCCACACCACCAGAACACCACGAACGUAAAACUGGUAUUUUCAUUGAAGAUACCCUUGAAAUGUGA
This is a messenger RNA of Nestor notabilis (Kea), 1038 nucleotides long. It is a transcript of the gene GPR82, whose product is annotated as G protein-coupled receptor 82. Gene Ontology annotation, cellular component: membrane. The record is from RefSeq and is a predicted model, not a curated record. Bases 1 to 1038 code for a protein of 345 amino acids. Gene Ontology annotation, biological process: G protein-coupled receptor signaling pathway. The transcript has a single exon. Gene Ontology annotation, molecular function: G protein-coupled receptor activity. NCBI's taxonomy places the organism in Eukaryota, Metazoa, Chordata, Aves, Psittaciformes, Psittacidae.